This is a messenger RNA of Eurytemora carolleeae, 2885 nucleotides long. Its product is annotated as high mobility group nucleosome-binding domain-containing protein 5. NCBI's taxonomy places the organism in Eukaryota, Metazoa, Arthropoda, Copepoda, Calanoida, Temoridae. The transcript is spliced from 10 exons. The record is from RefSeq and is a predicted model, not a curated record. Gene Ontology annotation, cellular component: membrane. Bases 862 to 2598 code for a protein of 578 amino acids.
UCCGAGAUUUGAUCGUAACAACCCGAUCAUGUCCUGGGGACAAAAAUCUCUUUUAAAAAUAGUUUUAUCCAGGAAAGUUUCUAAUCUGAAAGGCGUAUGCAGAAUUCCAAACAACCAGCCAGAAGUCGGUAAAUUCGAAAUUUUGCACGGCAUUUAAUGAAAGAACUUAUAUUGGUCGGAAUCCGGGAAAGAUACCCAAAAUAAGGGGGAAAAAGCGGAUUAAGCAGAAAUCAAAAGUGUCCACAGUAGAUAUUGAGGUUAAGCGAUCGGGGUAUACAAUUCUUAAGUUUUUAGCUCUGUUAGAUUUGAACGACUGAAAUGAAUGAAAUUCCGAAAUUAUAAACAACUUACAGUUGGACAUCUGAAUAUCAAGAAUAAAUGAGAUAUUUAUAUUUCCUUAAAAGUUUAUUAUUUUGAAUUGUGGUUUCUCUACAAAAGUUCUUUAAGUAAUUCUUUUACGUAAAAAAAGGAAGAAUUUAAUAGAAUUAAGCACUUUUCAAGCUAGAUAAACGACGAUAUUAGAUCAAAAGGUUUAAUGAGUUUUGAUCGGGUUGGAAUGGAGGGUUGCUUAAACAUUUUAACAGACUCGUUAAUGCCCAUGUUUACGAAUAAACAUGUAAAGUGCUUACAAGUUUGUAACUUGAUAUAUUCUUCUUAAAUAAACAUUUUACAGCUAGUUUCAGUCUAGGAGUAACUCCUGUUAACUACAGAGUACAGAGAUCUCGUGAUUAUCUUUUAUUUGUAUUUUUAAUAUCAAUUUCCUGUCAUUUUAACUUUAAUGUGUAGAAAUCAAUUUUCUUGUUGUUUUUCCAGUUUUCUAUUCUCAACGUAACUUUUUUAUAUAAAUUUAUAGGCAUCACGAUGAACGAACAAACCGCAACUAAAAUUAAAGAAAAAGAAGAAGACGAAGAGGACAAACAGAACAAAGAGGAUAAAAAGGACAAAGAGGGCAAUGGGGACAAAGAGGCCAUAGAUAACAAAGAAGACAAAGAGGAUAGAGAGGAAAAAGAGGACAAAGAGGACAAAGAGUACAAAGAGGACAAAGAGGAUAGAGAGGACAAAGAGGGCAAAGAGGACAAAGAGGACAAAGAGGACAAAGAGUGCAAUGAGGAAACAGAGGAAAAAGAGGAAAAAGAGAACAAAGAGAACAAAGAGGACAAAGAGGACAAAGAGUACAAAGAGGACAAAGAGGAAAAAGAGGGCAAAGAGGACAAAGAGGGCAAAGAGGACAAAGAGGACAAAGAGUGCAAUGAGGAAAAAGAGGAAAAAGAGGGAAAAAAGGAAAAAGAGAACAAAGAGAACAAAGAGGACAAAGAGUGCAAUGAGGAGAAAGAGGAAAAUGAGGAAAAAGAGGACAAAGAGGACAAAGAGAACAAAGAGGACAAAGAGAACAAAGAGGACAAAGAGGACAAAGAGAACAAAGAGGACAAAGAUGAAAAAGAGGACAAAGAGAACAAAGAGAACAAAGAGGACAAAGAGGACAAAGAGUGCAAAGAGGACAAAGAGGACAAAGAGGUCAAAGAGGGCAAAGAGGACAAAGAGGGUAAAGAGGGUAAAGAGGGUAAAGAGGAAAAAGAGGAAAAAGUGAAAAAAGAGAAAAAAGAGGAAAAAGAGGAAAAAGAUGGCAAAGAGGACAAAGGAGAAAUAGAGUAUAAAGUGAACAAAGGAAACUUAGAGGACACAGGGGACAAACAGGUGGCCAUAACAGAAGAGAAUACAGGGGAGACAGAAAAUUUAAAAAUCAUUGAAACAUUUGCAUUUGAUCAAACAGACAUUAUUUCUGUUGAGUGUAGUCCUGUGAUUAAAAUAAAAAGUGAAAAUAUUGAAAAAAGGGGACUGAUCUCAAAACUUGAAUCUCUUCCCAUGUUGGGGGUUAUGUUAGCAAUGAUCUCUGCUUUCUUUUUUACACUCUCAAAUGUGAUUGUUCAGCAGGUAGAUCUGUUGGAUCAUUUCAGUAUUGCGUUCUACAGAUUCAUGGGAAUUGCUCUACUUUCAUAUCCAAUAGUUAUCUACAGAUCAGAGAAGUAUCCUACUGGUAAGACUGGUGUCCUAAUUGUAAGAUCAUUGAUUGGUAGUUCAGCUCUCAUAAUUCACUUCUUUGCACUCAAACAUAUGCCUAUUGCAGACGCUAACAUGAUAGCUGCCGCAUCUCCUAUCUGGUGUGUUCUGUUUGCUCGGAUUUUUCUUCAUGAAAAAAUUCGAUGUUUUGAUUUCGUGAAUAUAGUUAUCACUCUGGUAGGGAUAAUAUUCAUUAUCAGACCGCCCUUUCUAUUUGGUAAAUCAACUGACAAAGACGAGGAGGCGGGGGAAUACUAUCUUUACGCGGCAUUGGCACUAUUCGGGGGAAGCAUUAUGCAGGCAAGCGUGUACAUAUUAUUAAGAAUGCUAAAGGGAAUCCAUUACUCUGUGACUCUCUCCUUCUUUGGUACAAUAGGGAUUAUAGAGUCCGGUAUAUUUAUGUUGAUAUUAGGAGAUAUAUCAGCACCUCGAUGUGGAUUAGAUAGAUGGAUGAUGAUGUGGAUUGGAAAUAUAUCAUUCCUAGCCCAGGUUCUUCUCACAGUAUCGUGUCAGGGACCAGCUAUAUUCAACACAAGCUGAAGUGCCCGGCGUUGCCCAAGAAAUAAAAAAAAGGAUACUCAUGGUUUCCCUGAAAAAUGUAUUUUCCAUUUUUGGAUUCUAAGAGUUCUAAGAAUAGUGAGGUUCCUGAAAAUACUGAGAAUAAAUCGAUAGAAAAAUCCGACACAGAGGGUGGAAAUGUACGCUUAACAUUGUAUAAAAUGUCCUGACAUAAUUAAUAAGGAAUCUGUCCAGAUUAAAGUUUUAAAUCGAUGUUGUACAGAAUUCACAUUAAAUAUUGAUGUUUACAAUAACAUGUUUUAGUGCCA